Messenger RNA from Salvia hispanica, 2008 nucleotides. RefSeq names its product protein SHORT-ROOT-like. NCBI's taxonomy places the organism in Eukaryota, Viridiplantae, Streptophyta, Magnoliopsida, Lamiales, Lamiaceae. The record is from RefSeq and is a predicted model, not a curated record.
ACACACACUCCUCACUUUCUUGCUGCUUUUUUCACACAAAUUUUUCUAUCCUAUGUUUUAACAUACAAUUUUGAGCCAAUCCCUUCUUCCUCCAAAAAGACCUUUCUUUACCAAGAAAUAUAUACUUAUACUACCCUACCCACCCCCACCAUCCCACUCCCACACCCUUCUUCCCCAUAAAGAAAAACACACUUUUCCUCAUCUAAAACAUUAAACUAAAGAAAAAAGAAGGCUUAUCCAACUUGAAAAAUUCCCUCCCCUUAAAAAAAUUAUUCCAUGAGUUAAAGCAAGGAGAUUUGCUUUGUUAUUUGAUGUUGAUUAGAUGGAUACCUUGUUCAGACUAGUCAGCCUUCAAUCUGAUCAGUCCAGCACCACCACCAGCUCCAAAUCCUCUAAGCAAAACCCUAAUUUCGACGAAGAAUGCUUCAACCUUUUCAUGGAUGACGAGGAUUUCUCUUCUUCUUCCUCCAAGCACUACCACUCUGUACCUCCUCCUCAUCCUCCUCCUCCUCCCGACGUCGCUGUCGAAUUCGCUGCGGUUUUAUCCGGAAACAGCGCCAAUUGGUCACACGACAUUCUUCUGGAAGCUUCUAGAGCCAUCGAGGAUAAAAACAGCGGCCGCGUGCAGCAGCUGAUGUGGAUGCUGAACGAGCUCGGAUCUCCUUAUGGAGAUAUUGAUCAGAAGCUUGCUUCGUAUUUUUUGCAGGCGAUUUUCAGCCGGAUUACUGAUUCCGGCGAUCGGACUUAUUCGACGCUUGUGGCGGCGGCGGAUGGGAAUUGCUCCUUCGAAUCGACGCGGCGGACGGUGCUGAAGUUCCAGGAGGUGAGCCCGUGGACGACGUUCGGCCACGUGGCGUCGAACGGCGCGAUCAUGGAGGCGUUCGAGGGGGAGAGGCGCCUGCACAUCGUCGACGUGAGCAACACGUUCUGCACGCAGUGGCCGACGCUGCUGGAGGCGAUCGCCACGCGCGCGGACGACGUCACGCCGCACCUCCGCAUCACGGCGGUGCUGGCGCGGGGAUCGUCGUCGGCGGCGGCGCGGAGGGUGAUGAGGGAGAUCGGGAGCAGGAUGGAGAAAUUCGCGCGGCUGAUGGGGGUUCCGUUCGCGUUCGCCGCCGUGCACCACGGCGGAGAUCUGGCGGAUCUCAGCCUCGCCGAUCUGGAUCUCAAAGACGACGAGGCGCUCGCGGUUAAUUGCGUCGGGACGAUGCGAUCCGUGGCGGCGAUCGGCGAUCGGAGGGAUAAUCUGAUCGAAUUGUUCCGCCGCCUCCGGCCUAGGGUUUUGACGGUGGUGGAGGAGGAGGCGGAUCUCGAUUUAGGACUAUCGAAUGUCGAAUUCAUCGACGGAUUCAGAGAGUGCUUGCGGUGGUUUAGGGUUUACUUCGAGGCGCUGGAGGAGAGCUUCCCGCGCACGAGCAACGAGCGGCUGAUGCUGGAGAGGGCGGCGGGGAGGGCGAUCGUCGAUCUGGUGGCGUGUCCGCCGCAGUAUUCGGUGGAGCGGCGGGAGACGGCGGCGCGGUGGUCGCGGCGCUUGCAUGGCGGCGGAUUCACGCCGAUCGCGCUGAGCGAGGAGGUGUGCGACGACGUGCGCUCUCUGCUGAGGAGGUACAGGGAGGGGUGGACGAUGGCGCCGUCGCCGGAUUCCGCCGGAAUAUUCCUUUCGUGGAAGGAACAGCCGGUGGUGUGGGCGAGUGCAUGGAAGCCUUGCUGAUUGAGACUUCCACCAAUGCUCGCACGUGCGAAGCAAAUUUGGAAAAAGAAAAAAAUAAGUAGGUAUUAUUAAUUAAUUAAUGGUGUUAAUUUCUUUUUCUUCUUCAUGAAUUUUCUUUUAUUUUUCUUCACUUUGGAUAUUUUGAUAGAAUUGAAGUGACUAAUUGAUCUUAUUGAGAUUGUUAAGUAUCAUUUUUUCUAUCUAAAUAGAAAGAUUUAGUUAUUAGAUUUGGAAGUGAAUUAAUGUACUAUAUGUAUGUAUUGACUGUCAAUUUCAUGAAGUGGGUUUUGAGCUAAA